GUUCGGUGGGCAGCGGCGGCGGACGCAUACCAGGUACUCUUUAUAUAAGGAGAACUUACGAAACCGUUAACACAUUCUGACUACGGCCUGUCCAGGAAACUACAUUACCUUUUAUCAAGAUGCUGCUGUUACUGGUCUUCAGUGCCGCUUGUCUGGUGCAAACACUAACAGCAAGUCCUUAUUAUGGUAGCCAGCCAAACCAACCGAGUGCGCAAGUUGUACGACAUGAAUACGACACAGCAAACAUGCCUAAUUCCUAUAAUUUUUAUUAUGAUGCAAAUGAUGGGUCAUCCAGAACUGAAAGGGGAGCUAUUCUGAAUCUGGGAUCAGAUGAUGCUGCCCUUGACGUCAAUGGAGCAGUUCGCUGGUACGACAAUAAGGGGCAGUUGUACGAAAUGACGUAUAAAGCUGGCAAGAGGGGCUACAGGACCAUAAUUAAGAAAGUGUCAUAACAUUGUAUGUAAGAAGUGAAUAUGAUAGGGAUAUAUAGUAAACUAAUGCAAAGAAUUGACUUUAACAAAAGACUGUCUGGAUUCGAUUGAAAAAAGCGAUCGGAUCUUGUAACUUAUGUAUAUUGUCACUGGAAGUCAUCAUAUCUCUUGUAUUUCAUUAAGUUUUUAUUUAAAUUAAUUUAUUAAAUUAUUGAAUGAACAAUUUUUUUUAUUU
This is a messenger RNA of Amyelois transitella, 666 nucleotides long. RefSeq lists its product as uncharacterized. Lineage: Eukaryota; Metazoa; Arthropoda; Insecta; Lepidoptera; Pyralidae. The record is from RefSeq and is a predicted model, not a curated record. The transcript is spliced from 3 exons. The coding region runs from base 120 to 452 and encodes 110 amino acids.